Messenger RNA from Seminavis robusta, 3211 nucleotides. The record is from the annotation of a GenBank genome assembly. Lineage: Eukaryota; Bacillariophyta; Bacillariophyceae; Naviculales; Naviculaceae.
GGUACCGGUACCAAGAAUGAAGUCCACCGUACCGCUGAAAAUAUUCCCGGAAAUCUAUUCACUCAUUUCUUUUGACAUCUUCUUCCUCCACAAACCACUGGUCUCAUUUAUUUGCUCACUUCUUCUUCCACAAAUCAAGGUACGGUAGUGCUGUAGAGAGUUUUUUGUAAGUACGGCACCGCACGAUGUCUGAUCAGAAGCUAUCAACCGACGUGGAGAGCGAUCAGCGGGAGGUACUCUACGAAGAUUCCGCGGCAAUGGCAUCAAACGACCCGACCAGCGGCUUGGAGGAGGAAGGAGGCACUUUGUAUGUGGGCAUGAAGCCGCCUAACAAGAAAGAGUGGUGGGGAACACGUGGGCACGAGCUCAUCAUCAACGAGCAAGCACUGAACCGAUCCCUCAUGGUCCUCCGCUUUGGCGUCUUUGCCGAUGCGAUCAAUGCCACCAUCCUCCAACCAAACUACCCUUUCAUGGUUAUCAAAGAUGCCCACCCAGAUUCCUUUGAUAGCACAGCGCCAUUUGACUUUAGUGCUGCCCAGUAUUUUCUACCCAUGUCUUCCUUGUUGGGCACUGCACUGGCAUCAACAGUCAUUGGAUACCUCUCGGAUAAACAGGGCCGCAAACCUUGGAUCUUGGCAUGCAUGUUCAUGGGAGUGGCUGGGUCCAUUGCCAAAUACCUGCUGCGCAAGUCGUAUUGGGGCUUUUGUGCCGCCAACUUUGUGAACGGUCUCUUUGGGGCCAGCUUGUCCGUAGCAAUGGCAUACGUUAGCGAUGUCAAGCCUACUCGCGCGGAAAAGGACGCAGAGAUUGGUAAUAUGGUCGCGUUCAAUAUGAUUGGAAUGACGGGGGGAGGUAUUUGUGCGAUCCUCAUGGGAACAAGCGGCCUCUUCACGCCUCUUUUCAUUGGUGCUUCAAUGAACCUUUUGGCGGGCUCACUGGCCUCCUUCUACUUGAUUGAGCCCAAGGCAAUGUUGCAUUUCCUCACUUCUGAUGACCCCAUUCAAAAGGAAUUGGAAGAGUUGGAAGAUGCCCGUGCCCCCAAGGAAAUGAACUGGAAACUUGUGGCCAAUGUCCUUGCUGGUGCUUUGGCAGACAACUUUGGGUCUUCCGGAAUGCUGCCCAUUUGUCUAUCACCAUUGGCCUUCACUGAGUUCUACCAAAGCUUUAUUGAUAAGAAAGCAACACCUGUCAUGACUCAAGAAGCAUACAAGUGGCUUAGUGUUUCGGUAGCAAUGUGUGUCAUUCCUGGAGCCGCCCUCUCCCAAGGCGUGUUCAACAAAAUCGGUCCGGCAGGUGGCUGUGUCAUGGGGAAUGCUUUGACUGGAGUUGCAACAAUUGCCUUGCUACUCAUUGCUACGAUUGAACCUGCAACAACAGCAACCUAUGCCGUGUUCUUCACGGUUUUGUAUGUUGCUUUUCCAAUGACUGUAAUCAGUCAGCUGUCAACUGGCCCAAUGCUGGAUGCAUUGUCACCAACGGACAAGCGUGGAUUCACUCAAGGCCUAAAUGUUGCAGCCAUGUCGUUUGCCAGUUCAAUGAGUCCCUUUAUUUUGGGAUUGCUAUCCGACAGCAUUGGCACAGAAACCACAAUUUGGAUCUGUGUAGGAAUCAGCUUCUUUGCAGCAUUGGUCAAUCUGCCACUAGUCUUUGCCAAGAGUCUGAAACGUGCACCACCGCUUGCACCGGACUUUGCUAGAGCGCUCAAGGGAGAAGACACUGAGCUGGUGGAACGUGCCCUUCGUGGUGAGUGGAUCCCUCUAGAGGCACUUGAGCGAAUCAACCAGGAAAGAAUGGAUACAGGCCGUCACUUUCUCGUGCAACCAAUCCGAAGCUACGAAGAGGACAAGAAAGACUUGGUCCUGUUGCGCCAGCAGGCUCUGGCUGACUUUGAGUAUCAGAGAAACAACACCGCCACAUGGCUACGAGAACUGGACACGCUGGAAAAGAGACAAGAAGUGCUGGAAAAGGUCAACAAUUCGCGUCUCCCAGAGGAAGAACGCCUCGAAAACAAGGAGAAGCUUGGUGAAUGGUUUACGGACUAUCUCGAAGGAAGCGGUUACCGCUUGGAUGACGCUCCUCUUCUUUGGAAGCAACUGUUUAUGAAAGCUUUCCCUCCUCUAAUCAGAGGAGACGAGAGCGAAGUCACACCCGAGAACUUUGAAACUACCAUUGUGAGCUAUUCCAAGAUGCUCUCCAAAUACCUGGCCGAGAAGGACCGACCUGGUUUCAAUCAAGCAUUUUCUAGGCGCUUUGGCCAGGGAGCAGCCGCUUUCGGUGGCGGUGCCCGCUAUAGUGCAUUGUCAAGCGGGCCUGGGGCGGCGAAUGCGUCCUUGAAGUAUCGUGGUUCCACCACUUCCUGCUAAGAAGUGAGGAAUCGUUUGAGACCCUCCAGGCAUCAUGAGUAGUGUGGAGUUUGUACAUGUAGAUAUUGUAGUUCAAUGUGGUUAGUGGUGGUAAAUAGAUAUCGCAUUCAUUGAAUGCAAGAUCUCUGAAGCUUUACAAAACUUUGUGUGGUACGGUGCGCUGCGCAAGCUUGGUGAUACAAAAAUCGUCAGAAAAAUUCCUAAAAAGUAAUACUUUCUAUUAGAAUACGACUACUGAACGGGUUAGAGCAAAUGGUUUUAUUUUGUCCCUGCUGUUCACUUGCCAAGUUCCCAAACCUACACAUGAAUGCCAUUUUCGGCUUGACCAGUACCAGUCCACCUGGUAGCUAGCACGAGCCAAGAGGACCAAUGGUGAUCGGCUUAUGGUUGGGGUUGCAAGAAUUCAAUCAACAACGUUCAACGGGAAUGCAAAAGGCACUGCAUUCAUCACAAGCAUGGCAUCAUCCCACUCUGGUAGAGCUUCCAAUGCAUACACUAGCACAAGGGGGGAAAGACAAUCGUUGCUCACAGCAAACUGGAUCUGGCAAAGUCAAACCCUUUGGCCCCAACCGUACCGGUACCGGUACAGUACCGGUAGGUUGGCCCUCAUUUAGCCCACCUCAUACCACCCAUUGGAAUUCCCCAAGGCAAAGAAAUAACUUCCCAACCGGAGUGACAGUCGACUCGACUGAACUCUGAACCCUCUCUCGAAUGCAGGUCUGAGGCACGGCCGCGCCUACCGGUAACUCUAAAUAUGUAUCCACGUAUGAAAGGAUUGAAACCUGCACACGAAUGAAUGCUCAGGAUCUUCCACACCUUCCCGUUUGAACCCGCCUUCGAUGCUCUUU